Hordeum vulgare subsp. vulgare (domesticated barley) is the source of this 786-nucleotide messenger RNA. Its product is annotated as pathogenesis-related protein 1-like. Bases 75 to 569 code for a protein of 164 amino acids. The transcript has a single exon. NCBI's taxonomy places the organism in Eukaryota, Viridiplantae, Streptophyta, Magnoliopsida, Poales, Poaceae. The record is from RefSeq and is a predicted model, not a curated record.
CACGGUGACAGCAAAUCUCAUCCAUCAUUACACACACGCACUUCUUUCCUCCAUUUCCUAAGGCAGCAUUAGCGAUGGCGUACUCACCAAAGCUAGCUGCUACACUGCUCUUAGCUCUCGCGUCUGCCAUGGUCGUCACCGCCCAGAAUGAGCCCGAAGACAUGCUGAUCGCCCACAACGAAGUGCGCGCCACCGUCGGCGUGGGGCCGCUGACGUGGGACCCCAUAGUGGCGGCGUAUGCACAGUCGUACGCGGAGAAGCGCCGCGCCGACUGCCAGUUAAUACCAUCUCCGGAGGUCCGCCCAUACGGAGAGAACCUUUUUCGGGGUGGGACCGAAUGGAAUGCAGUGGACGCAGUGUUUUACUGGGCGUCCGGGAAGCAGUACUACGACCACGCCACCAACACUUGCUCGGCACCUACGGGUGAGUCGUGCGAUCGAUACCUGGAGUUGGUGUGGAGGGACACGAAGGCCAUAGGCUGUGGCGCUGUCCCCUGUGACGGCAACGUUGGCGUGUUUGUCAUCUGCUGCUACAGCCCGCCGCACAUGGUCGGGCAGAUUCCAUACUAGGCUACGUACCAAGUAUGCAUGCAUGCACGUAGCAACGUAUUACACAAAUAAAUAAUUAAGGGAUACUCCUAGGGCUGGUCAUUAAUUAUCGGGUACCGAUAUGUGUGUGUGUGACCAGAAUCCCUCCUCCCUUCACUCUUGUAUCGUUCCGGGCUUUGAUUGUUUUUGUAUUAGUCUCAUGCAUUCGUUUGUAUUUGAGAUUGUUAUUCCGGUUGUA